AUGCAGGAGAUAAAUUUUCAGGACAUAAGUUUAGAAUGUGGGUCCACGUGUACUACAUCUGCAUCUGUAAUUUCAGCCUUGGGAUCACAAAAUCGGAAACUUUUUGUUGGCUCUUCUAGUGUUUCUGGAGACCUAUGGGUUGGUGGUUUGUCCGUUUACAAAUUGAAGAAUUCCUCAACAAAUUACCUUGGUCAAGUUAUUCAUGCGGAUGAGUUAGAAUUAGUUGACGAUAUCAGUCAGCAGGUUGUCACAGAGACUACUUUUGACUCAUCGGUUGCAUCAGUAUCACCUUUAAAUUCAAAAGGGAAUGAAUCAACAGACUCAGUCAUCGUUGGCCUUAAUGAUGGUUCUAUUCAAUUGGUUACUUUACGUGAGAAAUCAGUCAAUCAAAGCUCUCACCAUUUUCAAAUGCAGCCAGUUACAGUCAAUUCAGCAACAUAUCAUGAUUGGCCCUUGGAGAAAGUGAUCACCUCUCAGAUUUCCGAUUCAUCUAAUUCACAUAUCGUAACUUUAGAUAUAAGUGGAUGUGUAAAGUUAUGGGAUUACCAGUUUCUAAUGCCUGUAAAAUCAUGGUUUAUAAAUUCUACUACUUGGCCUGUGAAUGGUUCUGCUCUAUCACCUGAUAUAUCGAUGCUGUCAAAUACUAAUAGUAUUCAAAAUAAUUCUGAAAAUUUCCUUUUGGCUACUUUAAAUCCACUGGAUUAUAAGCGUAAAAUCUGUCUUUGGGAUAUUCGUAUUAACAGUAUAUCAAAUCCUAUUGUUUUUCAAUCAAAUAAUUGUUCAUCUCUGCCUCACAAUGACCUACCCACAACACUGAAUUGGUUCUCAACAAAUCAGUUGUUGGUGGGAACUUAUGAAGGCAGUCUACUCAUGUAUGAUAUUCGCAAUCCUAAUUUCGAAUUGAUCAGUGUAAAUGUUUAUCAGUCAAAUGGUGGAAAUACACCGGAGACAUUAGAAUCGUUUAAGCCACCACGGAAUAAACACAAGCAAAUAGUUCAAAUUCUUGUGAAUAAUUCUCCACCAAUAAUUUCUGGGAAAAGUAAAACUGAUCACAACUCUGAACAACAUAUUGGUGUCGUGCAUAUUGAUGGUACAGUCGAUGUUUAUCAAUACAACACAGUGCUGUCUAACCAAAAUACGACGCUUACACGUGCUUAUCACAGUGGUGAUGAUGAUGUAGGCGAACAUUACAGCAAUAGUCAAAAAGAGUCAGUUUUCAACAGAAACGGUAGAGUGAAACCAUGUGCUGUAUUCUUGUCAAGUUCUUCUUCUGACCACUCAUGGAGAUUAUUGGCUUCAUCUGGACUUUCGGAUAUCUCAUCAUCACCACAAUCAUCAGCAUCAGCAAGUUUAUCUGUUGAAUCUCAUAAUACAAGACAUUUAUUGAAUUACCAACUUCGUGUAUAUCCUGGUAUACGAAUGAUGAAAGCACCUGGUUUUAAUGAUAACUCUUUAUUAAUUCAUUAUUUAAAAUAUAUGACUGCUAUAUAG
Trichobilharzia regenti is the source of this 1491-nucleotide messenger RNA. Lineage: Eukaryota; Metazoa; Platyhelminthes; Trematoda; Strigeidida; Schistosomatidae. The record is from the annotation of a GenBank genome assembly.